AUGAUUGCUACAACAGCUGCCGCCAACCCUGUUGCCGUUCAGGAGUUCAGUGCCGACGACCACCCAUCGACCGUGACCGAAGUCAUCACCUCAAGCGCCCAUUUCAAGAACUACUAUCUAAGCCUUGUAGACGCCAAGGUCGCCGCCUCCAGUUACGGCUUCGACAACGGCUUCGGCGCCGAUUGCUCCGGCAUAGCCAACGGCGGCGAUUUUGUAAACUACACUUGGACCGGGGGCGCUACGGGCGCUAUCGUGAAGUCUAGAUGGGCCGAUCCCAACAUCUUCAUUAUCUACGUCUAUCCAUACCCGAACGCCCGAUCCGGACAAAAUAUUGUCAGCAAGGCAAUUGUGACCAGUGAAGGCACCACGACAUUUUGUACAUACUUGCACAACGUUUCCUUGAACCCAUCACUUGCUAUUCACGCACGGCCUAUCUCAGACAUGGAUGGACACAAGAUCAAGAAGAAGAAUGUGAAAAGUCCAUCAAUCCGAGGUAAUCAGUCUGGAAAGGCGGUCGAAUUUGAACAAUGGAGUGUUGUGUCACGAGCCACGUUCGAGGUCGCGCCCCUUUCGCCACCAAACAAAACCGAUGAACGGGUGACGGGAACGUGGGCCACCUCAAAUUUGACACUCGCAAGUCUCUUGGCCGGCCACUCGGGUAGGUGGCAAGAAAAAGAUCGCUUACGAAGGAGGGAAACAAAGUCGUUUGGGUCGUUUUGGUUCGAUCCUCGGGCAGAAGAUGAAAUCCUCCAGCGUGUCCUCGUCUCCCCUCAACCCGUCCUCCUCAGACAGCCGCACGGUCGUCUUACAGCUUCAACUGCUGCCGCAUCCGCCGACCGAGUGUGUCCUGUUGUCUGUUAUGUUGUGGGCGAAGAGACAGGAGGGGACAUAGCGGCGACAAGAUGCAUGUUGCCGCUCAUCGAGGCCGAGCGCCCACCGCCCAGACCUCUGCUGCCAAACGCAAGAUACGCUUUGCUUGCGCAGGGCCAAGACACGGCCGAAGACGUCUACUGCCUCGACUAA
This is a messenger RNA of Colletotrichum higginsianum IMI 349063, 1023 nucleotides long. RefSeq lists its product as uncharacterized. The coding region runs from base 1 to 1023 and encodes 340 amino acids. NCBI's taxonomy places the organism in Eukaryota, Fungi, Ascomycota, Sordariomycetes, Glomerellales, Glomerellaceae. The transcript is spliced from 6 exons. The record is from RefSeq and is a predicted model, not a curated record.